AUGCUCGAAGAAUUGGCCUCCAGGUUCUCGCCUGCGCAGGCAGCCCUGGUUGCAUUCGGCCUCUUUGCCGUAUUCCUGUUCAUACUGGAUUGCAGAAUUGACUGGCGCAUCCGCAAAUUAGGAGCGCAAUCACCGCGGAUAAAGUCAUAUCUACCUUUGGGUUUCGACUUUAUCUACCGGGUUAUGAAGGCUGGCAGCCAGAGUAAAGACCUCGAGUUCUGGACUGAGCUGGCCAAGGAACUCCCAUCCCACGGGCCAGGACCAGUCGGUACAUAUGAAGUCAAGUUCCGAUGCUAUGGCCGCAGUGUCUUCACGACCGAUCCAGAUAUCAUCAAAACCGUGCUCACUGGCCAGUUCGCUGACUACGGCAAGGGCAAAAGGUUCCACGAGGAAUGGCGGGAUUUCCUGGGAGACAGCAUCUUUGCGACUGACGGCGAGCUCUGGUCUAAAUCCAGACAGCUGCUUCGCCCAAUGUUUGCGAGAGAUCGGAUUGUCGAUACCGAGAUCUUCGAGAAGCACAUCCACAAGCUGAUCCCGCUGCUCUCUGGCGAUCUGAAUCAAGAUGGAAGCAAAACCGUCGAUGUUGGGCCGUUGUUCUUCCGAUUCACCUUGGAUGCUGCCACCGACUAUCUUUUGGGCCACAGCGUGGACAGCUUGGAUAACCCCAAGACGACUUUUGCAGAAGCAUUCCAAUACGUACUUCAUCGCCAAUCGGUUCUCUUCCGCGCUGGCCCCAUCAGUCCGCUUAUGUCGCGGAAACUCUUCCACGAGAACCUGAAGAAGAUGGACGACUUUAUGCAGCCAUUCAUCGAACAGGUCCGCGCCCUCACUCCCGAAGAACUCGACCAUAAGCUGUCCAAGAAAGACACCUUCCUCCACGCCCUCGCACGUUUCACCCGCGACCCGACCGUGCUCCGCGAUCAACUCGUCGCUGUGCUCCUCGCCGGCCGCGACACCACCGCCGCCACACUCUCAUUCUGCCUCUUUGAACUCUCCCGGCAUCCCGCCGUCGUGCAGAAAAUCCGCCACGAAAUCGCUUCUGUCUGCGGUACCCGCAAACCCACCUACUCUGAACUCAAGGAGAUGAAGUACCUCAACGCCGUUCUCAACGAAACCAUGCGUCUCUACCCCGUCGUACCCUUCAACGUCCGCCACUCCCUCGUCGACACCACCCUUCCCCGCGGUGGCGGCCCAGACGGGCUCUCCCCCAUCGGCGUCCCCGCUGACACUCGCAUCAUCUACUCCACCAUGGCCAUGCAACGACGACGCGAUCUCUACCCCGCGCCGCCUCUACCGGGCGAGAAGCCUUCCCAGCCGUAUUUUGACCCGCUCCUGUUCCACCCGGAGCGCUGGACAUCAGGCUGGCAGCCCAAGCCGUGGCACUUCAUCCCGUUCAACGGGGGGCCACGGAUCUGUCUGGGUCAGCAGUUUGCGACGAUUGAGAUGGCGUAUACCAUCACGAGGAUCUUGCAGCAUUUCACAGGGAUUGUGGGCGUAGGAACACCGCCGCCGGGGACGGAUCCGAAGUUCAAGUUUGAUGUUACGCUGAGUCCGGGACAGAGGCUGGAUUGUGUGUUUGUGAAGGAGGGCAAUUGA
Uncinocarpus reesii 1704 is the source of this 1596-nucleotide messenger RNA. RefSeq lists its product as uncharacterized. The transcript is spliced from 3 exons. Bases 1 to 1596 code for a protein of 531 amino acids. The record is from RefSeq and is a predicted model, not a curated record. Lineage: Eukaryota; Fungi; Ascomycota; Eurotiomycetes; Onygenales; Onygenaceae. Gene Ontology annotation, molecular function: oxidoreductase activity, acting on paired donors, with incorporation or reduction of molecular oxygen; iron ion binding; heme binding.